AUGGCUGCCGUUGCUGCAGCCCCCGUCAAUGGGGUCAUCCCCAAUGGCGAGUCUGCCCCCGAUGGUGCCAACGAUCGCUUCGAACUCAUCUCCGGCCCUUUGAUCAAUCUAAAGAACAUGAACUUCCAGCCCUCGCCCGUUUGGCACGGAAGUGUGUUGAUUGUCACCAAGCCCGGCCAGGACCAGCCUCAGCUGGCCAUCCGUCAGCUCGGCCCCGUCGCGUCUCAGGAACAGCCCCAGUCCCAAUACAUUCAGACCGUCGACGGUCUCAAGCUCUACCAGGACCCCCACAAGACUUUCUGGCGUUUCACCCUGGCCGUACCGGUCGAGUCGUACGAGGCGCGCUGGGAAUAUGACAUCCCCGGUCUGUUCGAGCCCGGCGAGCAACCCAAGGGUCCUUGGCAGUUUGUGGUCCCUGCUGAGGACCAGUCCAUGCGCAUCAUGUUCCACUCCUGCAAUGGGUUUUCCGUGGGUACUGACAUGGAAGCCUGGCUCGGUCCGAACCUGUGGAAUGAUGUCCUGCGUAUCCACGGCGAGAGACCUUUCCACGUUAUGGUUGGUGGUGGCGAUCAGAUCUACAACGACGGAGUUCGUGUGGAUGGUCCCUUGAAGCCGUGGACUUCCAUCGCCAACCCGCACAAGCGUCGCACGCACGACUUCAACAACGAGAUGCGCGCCGACUGCGAUGAAUACUAUUACGCCAACUACGUCCGCUGGUAUAACACCGAGCCUUUCCGCGCUGCCAAUGGCCGCAUUCCGCAGGUUAACAUCUGGGAUGAUCACGAUAUCAUUGAUGGUUUCGGCUCCUACACCGAUCACUUCAUGAAGUGCGCCGUGUUCCGCGGGAUUGGCGGUGUCGCUUUCAAGUACUACUGUCUGUUCCAGCACCACAUUGCUCCACCCAAGUCGACAUUCACCACCGAUGCGCCUCAGACUAUGCACGCGGUGAAUGGUACCUCUGGUGUGGACGAGCGCCAGGUUGAAAACGUCUACGUACUCGAUCCCCAGAUCCAGGAGGAUAGCUGGAUUAUUGGCAAGCGUCCGGGGCCUUACGUGGAAGAAUGCAGCCGUAGUCUGUACAUGCGAUUCGGAAAGCGCAUUGCCUUUGUGGGUCUGGAUGCUCGUACGGAGCGUACUCGGCACCAGGUCAAUUACCUCGACACUUACGACAUUAUCUUCGACCGUCUGAAGAACGAAAUUGAGGCUGCCAAUGGCGAUAUCAAGCACCUGGUGGUCCUGCUGGGUGUUCCGAUCGCGUACCCGCGUCUGGCGUGGCUCGAGAACAUCCUCACCUCGCCCGUCAUUGCCCCGAUCCGUCUCCUCAACAAGCGUUUCGGUGUGGCGGGUGGCCUGUUCAACGAGUUUGACGGUAAUGUUGAUUUGUUGGAUGAUUUGGACGACCACUACACUGCUCAUCAGCACAAGAAAGAGCGUAAGAUGCUCAUCCAGCGCCUGCAGGAACUUGCUCGGGCCCACUCGGUACGCGUAACCAUUUUGGGGGGUGAUGUCCACCUGGCGGCAGUGGGACGCUUCUACUCGAAGCCCAAGCUGAACCUGUCCGGAGAGAACGACCACCGGUUUAUGGUCAACGUGAUCAGCAGCGCCAUCACCAACAAGCCCCCUCCCAAGACCGUCGCCAAUCUGCUGGCGCGCCGCAACAAGAUCCACCGUCUGGAUAGCGACUGCGACGAGACUCUCAUGCCGUUCUUCGAUAAGCAGCCCGGCGGUAUCGAGAAGGGUGCCACGUGGAACAAGGUCACCAUGCCCUCGCGCAACUUCGCCUGUCUCACGGAGGUCGUCGCUCCGGCUACCACCGAUGCUCCCGGCGGCGGAUCGGCCAAGCUCGAGCAUCUGCCCAAGAACGGCCAUGCGCCGCUUCACAAGGGCGAGGUCCACGCCGGCACCACCCACUCCGCGGCAGAUGGUUUCAGCGGUAACAGUGGCAUGUACGGCGGCCUGGACGUUGCCAUUCGCGUUGAGAUCAACCCCCACGACACCAAGGGGACCACCGAGGGCUACGGCUUCAGCAGUAAGCGUAACACUUCAAAUUUUUGCGAAACCUGUUCUAACCGGCAACUAGUUCCCCUUCUGAUGGCUACCGAACCGGCUCCUGCUGCAUCCUCUCGUAUAAGCCUGCGCUCGCGUCCCUCGCGUCAGAACGUGAAGCGCUCCAGCGCGGAGAACGUAGGUCGUCCGUCGACAGCCGCCUAA
Molecule: messenger RNA, 2211 nt
Organism: Penicillium cinerascens
Lineage: Eukaryota; Fungi; Ascomycota; Eurotiomycetes; Eurotiales; Aspergillaceae
Exons: 2
Coding region: 1-2211 (736 amino acids)
Cellular component (GO): membrane
Source: RefSeq, a predicted model, not a curated record